UACAAAUUUCAUAUCUGUACCAGCAGCACCUCUGUAUUGCACAGCAAAACCCCGAUUUCGACCGCAACGACCAACCCCUUUGCUCAAACACUGGACAUUCUCGGCAGUUAGACGCCGCUGUCGCCCUCCCGCCCCCCCCCCCCCCCCGGCGCCGAUUCUCUCUGUUUCAUCUUCUCAUCUGUCAUCGCAUUCAUUCGAUUUGAUAAACCCUUCCAAAACCCUAACACGAGGUAUGCUAGAGCUGGUACUACAAAAGAAUGUUGAAACGACUGUGGAAGAUAUCAGACGCAGCACAAUCAGAGCUGUUCCUCCACCUCCAAAGGUUCCCACCAAACCCCAAAACCCUAACAACCACCCCCUCCGCCAAUACCACAAACUCGUACCAAAGCAUCGUCAAUUUGUUCGCCCACAGAAGUAGUCGCACCGCUACCAAGCCAAGCGAACUUUACAUGGAGGUUUCACAACUGAAAGAUGAAUUACUUAGAAAAAACGACGAUAGAGACGAGAUUGUAAGAGUAUUGGAAGAUAAAGGUGGUUCUUUGUUCCUGAGUGAUUCCGAUGGAUCGACUUUGGUUCAACUGCUGAAACAGUUGCGUUCUUCGCCUACAUUAGGCAUUGAGGUUCUUAAUUGGAGACGGAAACAGGAACAUUGUGGCAUCCCAAUGACAUCGGACGAGUAUGCCCACGGUAUUACAGUUGCUGGUAGAACGAACAAUGUUGAUCUUGCACUUGAACUUUUUAAGGAGGCUGCUAACAGGCAAAUUAAGACAACCUCUACGUAUAAUGCACUUAUGGGUGCCUAUAUGUCUAAUGGUUUUGCAAAGAAAUGCCAGCAGUUGUUUCUAGAUUUAAAGAGGGAUGCAAAUUGUUGCCCAACAAUUGCUACAUAUAACAUACUUAUUUCAGUCUUUGGUCGGUUGAUGCUGGUAGCUCACAUGGAGACAACCUUUCGCGAGAUUGAGGAUUUAAAUCUGUCUCCCAAUGUGAGUACCUAUAAUAAUUUAAUUGCUGGAUACAUAACUGCUUGGAUGUGGGAUAGUAUGGAGAGGACUUUCAGAAUUUUGAAGGCGGGUUCUGUCAAGCCCAGUCUUAAAACAUACCUGCUUAUGCUUCGAGGGUAUGCUAAUUCUUUGAAUUUGGAAAAGAUGGAAGAGAUGUAUAAGUUGGUGAAGCAUCAUGUUAAUCAGAAUGAAAUCCCAUUAAUCAGAGCUAUGGUACAUGCAUAUUGUGGGAGUUCUGACAAGAAUAGAGUUGAAAAGAUUGAAGAUUUACUGAGGUUCAUUUCAAAAAAGGAAUAUAGGCCUUGGUUGAAUGUGUUAUUAAUCCGAGUUUAUGCACAAGAAGAUUUGUUAGAGAAGAUGGAGAAGUCCAUCAAUGUGGCAUUUCAGCAUAAUACCUCUGUGGCAACGGUUGGUCUUAUGCGAUGUAUCAUUACAAGUUAUUUUCGAUGCAAUGAAGUGGACAAGCUUGCGAAAUUCGUAAAGCGUGCAGAGUGUGCUGGGUGGAGAAUCUGUAGGUCCUUGUACCACUGUCAGAUGGUCAUGUAUGCAUCACAGAAACGCCUUGCAGAAAUGGAGAGAGUACUUGAUGUGAUGGAGAACUUCAAUAUGGAGCGCACGAGGAAAACACACUGGAUAUUGUAUAAUGCCUACUUAAUAUGUGGUCAAAAGCAUAAAGCUGAGCAGGUGAUAGGAACGAUGUACAAGCGUGGGUAUGAAAUUAGUUUGGAUGCCUUUCCUUCAUAGUGCACCUUCUAGGAGAGCAUUUAUGUGCUGGACCAGUUGAAGGAGUACUGAGCAAUUGCAAUGGUUCCCCCUAUCUGGAGGAUGAAGUAGAGGUUCAUCUAGUUUGUUGGUAAGCUUCUCUUUCUCAAAUUAAUUAUUCCAGCUAGUUACACUUCUCUUCGAUAAUAUAUCUUUAUGUCUUUCACACUUACUGUUAGAGAGUUCACCAAACUGUCCAUUGACUCCAUUCUGCUACACCUUAUAUCUUUUGGGUCGAUGACUGAUGCCGUGUUAUAUGUUCAUACUUCAUGCACUUAGCUUAAAUGUCAUGGUUUGCAUUGGACACAAGUAUGACAGCAUACACUUUUGUACACGUUCAGCACAUACUCUCUUCCGAUUCGGUGCCUUGUUAUCAUGUUAGAUGCAAGUAUGUAGACCUUCCCUGCCUUAAAUGUAUUUACUGGAGAAGAGAUGUGACUGACUAUGUAGAUGUUCAUACGUAAUCGCACUUUGAUUGACCUUGCUUUAACGCAGUAUGUGUGGUUAACGAUAACGAUAUAGUUUCUGAAAUAUGUGUGAGUUCAUUGGUUUCAGCCCGUAAGAGAAAAUCAUACCAGAAGAGAGAGAUUGAUUGAUCAUUGAAAUUGGCUGAGAUUGAUGUAUAAAGGAAAGAGUAUUUAGUUGGAACUGAUAGAAUAAGCCAUUGAAGUAAUUGAUUUUUGACAAUCAUAAAGCAAGAAGUGAUCGUAUAUAGUUCUCACGGAAGGUAUUCCCCACCUAUUUCUGUAGUGGAGGAUUGUCUCUUUUAUGGGAUCUUCUGGACAAGCACUUGGUAUUGGCAACUGACUAGAGUUCUCACCAAGGCUUGUAUUUUUUAGCAUUUGUCUACAUAGGGCAGCUCUUUAAACAUACUUAAAGGUGCUCCUUUCUUGCUCCGUGUUCUUUUUUUUUUUUUUUUUUGUUGCCAUGUUGCUAUUCUUCUUUUUUCUUCAACAUGAAAAAUUCUGGGUGUGAGGAGAGAAGGAGUUAGUUAUAUGGCAUUGCUAUGUGUGGGGUUUCACAUUUUCUUCUCAUCCUUUUACCAGAAUCUCCUUUUCCCCCCUCCUUUUGUCUCCAUCUUCCCCACUCCCUUCUAGAUCUUGUGAUAGCUAGUUAGCUACUGAAGCUUGUGGAAGUUGGUUGAGAUGUUCUAGGAUCUGCAUCUGAUUAUAUCUGAAACCUGAAUAAAUUGCGCCUUUCGUAUAACACUUGUAUUUGCACUGUGAAUGCCUUGUGGAUACGAUGUUAAUAGACUAUACGACAAGUUCUGCUUCUAUGCCUUCACACUGUAGGGCCCCGUUCAGUUGCACGAAAAGGAUGAGGAAAUCAACUUUCCCGUAACUUUUUGUGUGUUAAGUUACUAGGAAAGUUAUAGGAUCCACGUCUCCAACUUUUCCAUUAGGAAACACUUUCCUGUAGAAUAGGUCUUGCCAAAAUGAAGGAAUUGUUGUUUUUGUGUAAGAUUUCUUGUCUAAAAUAAAUUUCAUUUUCCUUUACUUCACCCCUCACUUCACUUUUCAUGGGAACCAAUUUCCCACACAAUAUUCCCGACAACGGAACGGAGCCUAGAUGAUUAACACUGGUGUUUUAGUCUUUGACCCAUAUUAGUAGGUUUAGUUUUAUCUUAGCUUUACAUGUGAUUCUUGAUGCAGUCGGUAGAGGUGUGAUUUACCGCAUAUAACGGAAAUCGCUAUAUUUUUCUGGUGAACCAGUACGCUAAAUACGCACAACGUGAAUAAAAUCGACUUCAUGGAGAAUCAAUCCUCAAUUCAGGAGUUUUAGAUGAUGUACAUUUUUUGGUUAAGCAGUGAACGUAACAACCGCAAGAAUUGCACUAUUCAAGCCAUCUAUCAAUAACAAUUUUGGCAGUCGGAAUUCAGAAGGCAAUUUUACGCGGAUUAUGUUUGAAGCACAAUCAUUGGAUUGUCAGCCGGAAGCCAUGGAAGAUAUGCAGAUUGGUUCUCGCGACUACUGUACCUGUAAUUUAAGGUGAUGUACAAAUUUUCAGCGGGGUAUUCUUCGUAUCAGCAAUAUGUACUGUCCAUUCAUGUCUUUUGGAAACUGUUAAUCCUGGUUUUUGGGUUAAUCCUGUUAUCCAACAAAUGGUUCUGCUAAGCUGUUUCUGCUUUUAUUUUCUUGACUCAGGGUCAAAUACCCUAAUCAAUUGCUGCAAAUGCGGCUUUUAAGGGAAAUGAUUAAAAGAAUUCGAUAUGAUUAUCAAAUAAA
Molecule: messenger RNA, 3989 nt
Organism: Rhododendron vialii
Lineage: Eukaryota; Viridiplantae; Streptophyta; Magnoliopsida; Ericales; Ericaceae
Product: pentatricopeptide repeat-containing protein At2g30780-like
Exons: 2
Coding region: 258-1745 (495 amino acids)
Molecular function (GO): protein binding; mRNA binding
Source: RefSeq, a predicted model, not a curated record